Molecule: messenger RNA, 423 nt
Organism: Racocetra fulgida
Lineage: Eukaryota; Fungi; Glomeromycota; Glomeromycetes; Diversisporales; Gigasporaceae
Source: the annotation of a GenBank genome assembly
AUGUACAGCAUAUCGGUAGGAACAUUUUCUAGAAGUAGACCUGUUUUUUUUUUUUUUAAUGAUCGUCGUAAUGUGAGCAAUUCAUAUCCGAUUAGACUCAUGGCACCUUUGCUUGGCGAGGAAUAUCAGAAGCCUUACGUUCGUCGUUUCGCUGCUGAAGCAUUUGCAUUCCUCCUACGCCAUGCACAUGCUGAAAAUCUUGCGCAAAUAGUUAAUUAUAUAGUCGAUUCAUUUAAUGAAUCGCCAACGGAUGUUUAUUGCGAGGGAUUGAGCAUUUUAUGUUAUGAAGCUAUUCAGUCGCCGGGCAAUGAGCUUCAUCUUAAUGCACCAAUACUAUUAAAGGAAUUGUUGAACGCAUCAUAUAGACAUUCAAAAAAUGAUAUCAAAAACAAUCCUGGUUAUCGCAUUCUUAUCAUGACGACU